Molecule: messenger RNA, 1981 nt
Organism: Dothidotthia symphoricarpi CBS 119687
Lineage: Eukaryota; Fungi; Ascomycota; Dothideomycetes; Pleosporales; Dothidotthiaceae
Exons: 5
Coding region: 323-1561 (412 amino acids)
Source: RefSeq, a predicted model, not a curated record
ACCAGCUUUGUAUCGUCUUCCGCAACAGCGGCACGUCUCUGACUGCGCCACUGCAACUCUAGCUCUUUCUCUCCGCGAUAUCGGCAGCUUUUCAUAACUCCCACUACACUACACUGUCGCAGUGACCUCGGAUUUCAGCCCUCAAGCCCCGGUAGCAUUGCGGGGCUCCACACUGAUCAUAGUCAGUGUAUCACCUUCACCAUGAGUUCUGCCAGCCUCACCAUUUAUAAAGCGGCCCCACCCUCUAUCUCUUGCUCUCUCAUUUCCUCAAGCCUCUCAGUUUAGCUAUUUUUAUCGGGAAGCUCUCUAAUAUCCGCCAGCGAUGAUGACCGACAACCGACCCUCAACACCUCCUCCUUUCGAAGGCUCGGGUUAUCCUUCACUCGUACCUCCUACACCUCGCACGCCAGGACCAUCAUGGCUCAUCAACGACGGCAAUCUAAUCACAGGCUCACAACAUGCUCUGGUACCUCCUUCUCCAGGCGGCGUGCUAGGCGCUGGAUUCGGCGAUCUGGCAUCCCCCAAGGCUUCUAAUGGGGAACUCCCACCUUCAAAGACCAAAAGCAAGAAUCGCAGUCCGUUUCGCUUCAUGGAGCUGCCUGGCGAAAUUCGGAACAUAAUCUAUCAUCAUACCUACUCGAAUCCGAAGCAAGCUCUUCUUGUGCAUCGACCACGUCUCGCCUCUCUACGCUCCAGCACCCGUAUGGAUCGUACGCGCCCUCUUGAAUCAGAUAUCGCGGGCCAAGCGCAUGACUACGAGCUCUCGACCAGGAACACCAAGAUCACCAAGAGCAAGACGCCUAGCAAAAGCAAGCUUUUACCUCGCGAAUCGAACCGCCCCUUUCAUGUCCUCACGCAGAUCAGCCGCCAAAUUCGCGCCGAGUACCGCCCUAUCUACCUUCAGAAGCAGGAGAUUGGCAUGGAUCUCACUGAGAUUGUCGCGUAUCUACAAACGUUCUACUCGGAUGCUCCGAACUUGGUCGCUGCACUCGGCACGACUGGUGACAGGAAGUUGGACAUGCCGUUUACAGGCAAUUUGACUAUCGCUGUUGGUGACAACGCCAAAGGCCUGGAGCUAGACAAUCUGGGUGUCGAUGUCUGGCCGUUGCUAGACAUCUGGGCGAAUAGUUGGAAGAUUGAGGCUGGAUUUGGACGUUACAUGAAGGCGGGGUACCUGCCUGAGCGUGACGGCGAAGCCAAAGAUCUGUACCGCCUUUUCGGCCGUCGUGUUCUUCGUAACCGUUCAUGCUCCAUCAUGAACAACCUUUGGCGCACUAUUCUUCGCACACGCUCGUUGGCUUCAGUUCGCCUUCUUCGCAAGCCUGCUACUCCAGUCACUCCAACAUUCACUCCGGCUCCGACUCCUCCAGUCCCCAUCAUUGGUCUCCGCCCCAUGAUUCGCGAGCCCCGGCCUUACAUCCAUAUCCUCUUCCGCAAGGAGUGCGCAGAAUCCUGGAUGACAGCUCUGGAGUCCAAGGCUCCUACCAUGUGGCUGUCUGACCGUGGGUUUGGUGGUAUGGAGCACUUCGAUGUCAAAGUUGGUGUGCUUGUAGACGAGUAAGUCUGCAAGGGAGUGGACCAGAGUUUAUGACUAUAGAUUGGAACAGCACUGGCGGUACAUCCACCACCUUCGACCUCGACGAUUUGGCAAUGAAUCGCGAUCUGAAGAUUUAGCUGACGACAUUCUUUGGCAACUUGAAUAUGGGACUUGCCACGACCUUGUAAACGAUUGACGACUUGGAUCUCGUAGUAUCUGUGCUUGCUCGACGGUUGAUAUACAUACUCCACUUGGAUGUUGAUCGAUCGAUAGUGGCUGGGUUGGCGCUUGGUACAUUGAGUUGAACUCUGAGGUCGCCAUUUGGGAUCGACACUUUUGUCUUGGGAGAGACUUCAUACCAUAAAUUUCCCAUGAUCAGCCACCAUUUAGGUGUAUUCAUUUAGCGGUAUUCCACAAUUGGCAGUAGAUGACUUUAGUCUUUCC